Molecule: messenger RNA, 2013 nt
Organism: Malassezia pachydermatis
Lineage: Eukaryota; Fungi; Basidiomycota; Malasseziomycetes; Malasseziales; Malasseziaceae
Product: nuclear protein
Exons: 1
Coding region: 1-2013 (670 amino acids)
Biological process (GO): peptidyl-proline hydroxylation; regulation of translational termination
Cellular component (GO): cytoplasm
Molecular function (GO): iron ion binding; L-ascorbic acid binding; peptidyl-proline dioxygenase activity
Source: RefSeq, a predicted model, not a curated record
AUGACGAGUGUGCGGGCGUGCUUUGGCCCCCACGUCUUUGACGACGAGCAUGUAUCGAAGAAGCAUGCCGAGUACGACGCAAGUGGACCGUACCACCACUCAGUGAUUGAGGGUCUGAUUGACGAGGAUCUCUUGCGUCGCGCACGUACGGAGAUUGUAGACGAGCUGCACUUUACGGAAAAAGAAACGGAUAUUUACAAGGUGAACCAGACGGGCGAUCUGGCCAACCUGGAUGGCCUGCCGGAAGAAGAAGCCAAGCGUCUUCAAGCGCUGUUGCAGGUGCGCAAUGCCCUGUACUCUGACGAGUUCCGUGCGUGGGUCCGUCGUGUGACGGGAUGUGGUCCGCUGAGUGCGACAAAGAAGGACAUGAGCAUCAAUGACUACCGCCAUGGGUGCCACCUGCUGAAUCACGAUGAUGUGAUUUCGACACGCCGUGUCUCGUACAUCCUCUACCUGCCAGACCCUGACGAGCCGUGGCAGCCUGAAUGGGGCGGUGCGUUGGAACUGUACCCCGUGAAGGAGGCGCAUGUCCCGGACGAUGUGCCGUCGCUUAUUGUGCCGCCCAAGUGGAAUCAGUUUACGUUCUUUGUUGUGCAGCCGGGUCACUCGUUCCACAGUGUCGAGGAAGUGGUGCAUCCGACCAAGUCGCGUCUCAGUCUUUCUGGCUGGUUCCACCGAUUGCAGCCGGAAGAGCCGGGUUUCUCCCCCGAGGAGGAAGAGACCGAAGUGGCCGCCGAGAAGAACUUCAGCUCGGUGGGCAGCAUUACCAACAAGAAAUUCAAUGCCCUGUUUGCCGACUACGACGAAGCGACGUAUGGUCCUCCGCCGCUGCCUGGCUCGUCCAUGGCAUCGGAGCAUGUGCGUUUCCUCGCACACUUUUUGAAUCCUGCGUACCUCACGAGCAAGAUUCAGUCGACGCUCUUCCAAAAGUUCGGCGACGAGUCGCAUCUCCUGCUCUCCGACUUUUUGCGGCAGGAUGUGGCGGACGAAGUGGAGCGCGCCUUGCGGGCGAAGGAUGAAGAAGAUGGGCUGGUAUGGUGGCACCAAAGCAGCGAGCGUGUAGGCUUCGAUUCUGUGCGUAUUCAGCCGCAUGCGGUAGGCACGGCACGUAGCGCCUCAGUGAGCGAGGAAGAUGCUCGUUGGAAGCUGUACGGCCCACCGCACCGUGAGCGUUUCGCGACGCUCACCACGGCAGUGACGCCCGCGACUGCGCCGGCGAUCGACUAUACCACGAAGGCGUCGCCGUUGGCGCCCAUGCCCUCAAGUCCGUCGUCGAUCUUGGAAGUGCUGACGCACCAGCUCUUCCCCUCGGCGGCGUUCCGUCACUUUAUCGCCAACAUUACGCAGCUGAUUCCUAUGGCCGCACGUCCUAUUCUUGUGCGUCGUUUCCGUCCUGGACUGGACUAUACACUUGCUCGCUCAGACGAUGAGACGGUGCUGGAUCUCACGCUGACUCUCACGCCGGACGUGUUAAGCAGUGCCAAGAAGGUCGUGAAGCACACGGCGCGCCCCAAGGGCCUGGCCGGCAAGCGCAAAGCGCCGGCGAUGGACAGCGUGUCGAAGGGUGUCCUGAGCAAAGCCGAUUACGACAAGCUGGAUGCGAUGUGGGAGAGUGGCGAUAUCGGUGGCUGGGAGUGCUACCUGGCGCCGCAUGAGGGCGAAGAGGAUCCGGCCGUGUACACAAGCGCCGCUUCGCGUCGUGCGCAGCGCGACAUGCAGGCGGAAGAAUCCGCAGAUGCGGACGCGGAGGAGGCGGAGGCAGCCAAUGGCGACGACGACGAAGCGAUGGACGAGGACGAGGACGAGGACGAGGACGAGGACUUUGACGGCGUGCUGCUGAAUGUGACGCCUGCCUUCAACACGCUGAACCUUGUGCUGCGUGACGAAGGUGUGAUGCGCUUCGUCAAGUACCUUGGCGCUAGUGCUGGCGGAAGCCGUUGGGACAUUGCGGCGGAGUACACUGUUGGCGCUGCGGAGAUGGAGGAGGACGAGGACGAAGAGGAGACGGCCUAA